GCCGUCCCGUGUGGCCCCGGUGAGGGUGGGCAGGGCAGUCCCGCCGCGGGGUGCUGCGGGGGGAGAGCAGGGGCGCCCGCCGCCCCGCAGAGCCCGGCCCCGGGUCCCCGCCGCGCCCCGCCGGGCCGCGCGCCGGCCGGCUGGGAACGGAGAGCAGCCCCGGGGAAUGCGGCGGCCGCGACCCCAGGCGCCCUUCCGUGCGAGCGCCGAACCCCUCGGCCGCUUGCCCCGCGGGCCCCCCCCAUGGCGGCGCGGUGGUUCAAGGAGUUCCCGCUGAACCUGAAGACGGCGUCCGAGCGCGCCCGGCCCGGUGGCGGCGGCGGCCGACUGCGCAAGAACUCCGAGGCGGGCGGCGCCGCGCCGGCCCCGGGCAAGGGCCGCAAGAACUCGGCGGCGGAGCUGGGGAGCGGCCGCGCGGGCGGCGGCGCCCCCAGGGACGGCCGGCCGCCCCGGGACAGCCUGCAGGGCCUCCUCCAGGCCGCCGCGGGCAAGGGCCGCAAGAACUCGCGGGCCGCCGAGGACGAGCCGCCCCGGGGCGCGGGCCGGAGCGCGGGGUGCGGCACCUACAUCAGCCGCCUCAUCAAGGUGGACGCGCAGGAGAAGAAGGGCGGCGGCGGGGGGGGCAGCACCUCGUCCUCCGCGUCCUCCUCCCCCGCCUCCCCGGGCCCCGCGCUGCGCACCGGCCGCGCCGCGCGGCCGCAGGACCCGGUCAUCAUUUUGGAAGACUACGCUGAUCCUUACGAUGCCACGCGGACAAAGGGUCAGAGGGACGCAGAGAGAGUGGGCGAGAACGACGGGUACAUGGAGCCGUACGACGCGCAGCAGAUGAUAACAGAAAUCCGGCGCCGAGGCUCGAAGGACCCUUUGGUGAAGGCCCUGCAGCUGCUGGACGGUCCCUGCGAGGCGGGCGACACCAGCACGAAGUCGGAGACCUCGGCCAAGAGACGGGGCUCCAAGGACCUCCUGGGGAAGCCCCCCCAGCUGUACGACACGCCGUAUGAGCCCACGGACGGCGUUCCCAGGGCAGAGGAGCGGCGGGCCCGGCUGCCCGCAGGGGACGAGAGGCCGGCGGCCGAGUACGAGCAGCCCUGGGAGUGGAAGAGGGAGCAGAUCGCCAGGGCGCUGUCGGUUCAGUUUGAAGGCUCUGAGCGACCUUCCGUCAAGGAGGACGCGCUGAGGCAGCACCACCGCCAGAAGAGCUGGACCCCGAAGGUCCUGAAGCCGGCCGCCCCCGAGCACAGCGAGGGGGAGAAGGUGGACCCGGCCCUGCCGCUGGGGAAGCAGCCCUGGUUCCACGGCGCCAUCACCCGUGCCGAGGCCGAGAGCCGGCUGCAUCCCUGCAGGGAGGCCGCCUACCUGGUGCGGAGCAGCGAGUCGGGGAGCGGCAGGUACUCCAUUGCACUAAAGACGAGUCAAGGGUGUGUCCACAUCAUAGUGGCCCAGACCAAAGACAGCAAGUACACGCUGGACCAGACCAGCGCCGUCUUCGGCAGCAUCCCCGCCGUGGUGCACCACUACUCCAGCGAGAAGCUGCCCUUCAAGGGGGCCGAGCACAUGACCUUACUGUACCCGGUGCACAGCAAGCAGCACUGAGGGGCGGCCACGCCCUCCUCCCUCGGGGCCUGCGCCACCAGCGGGGGCGCGGCGGGACUGCACCCCUGGGAGUUGGUGGGAAGUGAGAGUCUCCAUCUAGAAGCCAAAACCUGGGAUCCUAAAUCCAUUCCUGACACUUGGUUACUGACCUGUUGCUUUUCUACAAUAAGAAGUCGUGGUUCACCCGCUGCCUGCACUCUCUGGAGUGGGUGUUCUGUGGUGGGGGCGGACUCUCAGGAAAGGGGAGUCAGGAGUCCGGGAAUGUUAAGGUUUUCCAAAAACGUGCUAGUUGUCUUGACAAUCAACAAAAAUGCAAUUGGCAUUUAUUUAUAAGAAGCAAUAAAAAAUGACCGUGUGGACCGGAGAGCAUGGGUUACACGCCCCUUCUUGGGGAAACAGAUGAAGAGUGAAAAACAGUGAACAAUGGGUGGUUUGGAGAAAGCUCUGGAGCCGGGAAGAUUCACAACAACUCUGACGAGAUGGUGUUGGUCAGCCUUCUAAGAAAGUUUGUGUUUUCUCCAUCCUUGGGGACGUUUUUAUCCUUAUUCACAGAAGCAUAAAUAGGAAGGAAGAUGCCCCUGAUUUAAGAGUCAGCGAUAUAAAUUAAGCCUUGGCAUCACUAUAAUUCUGAAUUCUAGAAUAAAAUACACAACAAAUAUGAAAAUUUGGAAAGCUCCACAGCCAUUGUUUUAUUGGAUGAUGACGCAGAAUUUCCAGUACCUUCCGUUUCAUCUUUCAGCAUUUCAGUUGCCAGGGCCUGGGUGUUAAUGUUUGUUCCCUAGUUCAAUUGCCUUUGUAUUUUGGAGUGAAUGUUGAAUAUAUACAUAUGCACACCUCUCUUCCUGCGUCCUUGGGGGGACCGCCCGCACCCACCACCUGCAGUGGGCCCUGGGCUGUGCACAGCAGGCCAGCUUGCGGUAUAAAAAUAUUUCUAAAAGACCAAGGUUUCCCUAAUUACUACUGCUUAAGAUAUUAAAUUAAUACUCAUAGUAUUGUUCUCUUUGUGGUUUACUGGGAACUUACAUUGACCCUUUACUGUGAAAAAAAACCACGAGAACGGCUUCCUGUAGGAGACCCCAGUGAAUGGCCGACGGUUAGAGCCGAGUGGGUGCAUCUGUGGCCGGGUUUGCGGCCUGGACAUCAGAACUGGCUCCGAUACAUGUGCAGCGUCUUCAGGGAAAAGCUGACUUUUGUAGCUCCUUUUAAAUCACGAGAAAAGCAGGUUUGGUUAGUUUUUAGGAAAGCAUAUCUUUCUGUCUGGAUGUUAUCCUUCUAUUACGAUUUAGAGGUUAGUAAAUCCUUUCUUCUUUAUUCAGUUAAGGUUGUAGCCACUGGGUUGUGUGAUCCUCAAUUUAAAAUAACUUCAGAGGAACUUUUUCUUACUGAAUCUUGAUGAUUUUAUUAUGAAGAGUCUCCUGUUUUUUAAAUACCAACAGAAUGUUUUUGGCGUGGAUUGGUUCGUGUGUGGCAUCUUCGGCACAAGAUUUUUUUUUAACUUAGCAUCUACAGUUCCAUUUGCACUCAACAAAUAUUUAUUA
Molecule: messenger RNA, 3131 nt
Organism: Hyaena hyaena (striped hyena)
Lineage: Eukaryota; Metazoa; Chordata; Mammalia; Carnivora; Hyaenidae
Gene: SHE
Product: Src homology 2 domain containing E
Exons: 6
Coding region: 244-1593 (449 amino acids)
Molecular function (GO): phosphotyrosine residue binding
Source: RefSeq, a predicted model, not a curated record